UUCCGUAUACGUUUUAUGUCACCACGCGCGUUCAACUAAAUCGUUCUAAACCCGAAUAAGCACUGAACGCAGCGAAGCCUCAACGCAGUACCUCCCACCGCGACUAAUCAAGAGUGAAAACAUCAUUCAUGAAAUCUUCGUGUCCGCAUAAACUCGUCUCGGUGCACGUUGAAGCUUCCAGUUAGCUUAAACUUAGCUUAGCUUGCUAGCUACUAACAACGAGACGCGUUUUGUUAUCACAUCACGAAGCAGAGAUCGAGUGCGAGUGUAAAGUGUUGUGAUUUUCGUGUGAAAAUGUGUGCAAAACGUGUGAAAGAAGAAGAGUACGAGGAGGAACUUUGUGGAACAAAAGAGGACAAGCGAAAACGUCAACGACUAGACGCUGUUUGCGAGCAGCCUCGAGUUGUGUUCCUCGAAGCAGAUGUCAGUGAAACAUUUAUUCAUUCUCAGCAGCAGGAGCAAGAGCCCCUUCACAUUAAAGAGGAAGAGGAGGAGGAAGAGACCCGCCAAAUUAAAGAGGAAGAGGAGGAGGACGAUAUCACCAAGUUGCCAUUGACCAUUGUCGUAAUGAAGAGUGAAGAUGAGGAAGACCAAGGGCAGAAGUCACAGCUUAAUUCCAGUCAAAGUGAGGAGAACAGCGGGAUGGGGCUUCAAAGCAGCAGCUCAAGCCAACACAGGACAUCAGAAUUUGAUGAAGACCAAUGUGGAGGAUCACAAGCAGACAGCCUCUUAGCUCCACUAUCAAAUGAUGAUGAAGUAACAUCACACUCUUCUGACACAGAUGAUGAUGAACACUCUAAAGGUGAUAUGACAUGUCACACUGACGACAAACGGGAAUGUUCUCAAUGUGACAAAACGUUUUUCAACAAGUCAUCAUUGAAAAGACACAUGAGAACACACACUGGAGAGAAACCUUUUGCCUGCUCCAUUUGUGAUAAAAGAUUCACUCAGAAGGGACAUGUACGAAAACACAAAAGAACACAUACUGGGGAGAAACCUUUUUCCUGCUCAGUGUGUGGUCUUAAAGUAAAUCAAAAGUGUAGUUUAACAAUUCACAUGAGGACACACACUGGAGAGAAACCUUUUGCCUGUUCAGUUUGUGGCAAAAGAUUCACUCUGAACACAGGUUUAGUAAGGCAUGCAAGAACACACACUGGGGAGAAACCUUUUGCCUGCUCCGUUUGUGAAAAAACAUUCACUGUAAAGAUCGACUUAAUCAGGCACACAAGAACACACACUGGAGAAAAACCUUUUGCCUGUUCAGUUUGUGGUCAAAGAUUCACUCGGAAGGCACAUUUAGGAAAACACACGAGAACACAAUCUAGAGAGAGCCCUUGUUCCUGCUCAGUGUGUGGUCUUAGGGUGAAUCAAAAAUGUAGUUUAAUAAUUCACAUGAGGACACACACUGGUGAGAAAACCUUUUCCUGUUCAGUUUGUGGUAAAUGCUUCUCUCUUAAGGGAAGUUUAGUAAGGCACGCAAGAACACACACUGGAGAGAAACCUUUUACUAGUUCAAUCUGCAAUUUUAGUGGAUUAGAAAAUCUUUGUCCUGAGCAGCAGGAGUGGAGCUCCAGGGUGGAGCAGCAGGCCCUCUACAUUAAAGAGAAAGAAGAGGAUAAUGCCACCGAGUUGCCAUUGUCAGGUGCCCCUGUGACGAAUAUAGAUAAUGAACACUGAAAAGUGAUAUGACAUCUCACUGAGAACAAACACUAGAAAUGCUCUAAAUGUGAAAAGAUAUGAUACGAAAUUAAGUUGAAGAAGACACAUGAUGUUCUACACAAGAGAGAAACCUUUCCAUUUCCGAGAAGGGACAUUUGAAUGCACACACAAGAACAUGAAGGAAACUUUUGCCUGCUUAGUAAAAGACUCACUGGGAAGACACGAGAACAAACUGGGGAGAAACAUUUUGCCUCUGGUAAGAUUCUUCUACAAGGGACAUUUGGAACACACAACAACACACACUGGAGAGAAACCUUUUACAACUUCAGUCUGUAAUUUUAAUUCAGGACUGGACCGCAUUGUCCCGAGCAGCAAGAGUGGCUCCAGGGUGGAGAAGCAGCAGCGUCUCACCACUGCACCUGAGGUUACUGUAUGACCAAAUUUAUAUAUUUAAUCUCGCCAAAGGCUAGCUCCAAGACUGUAAAGCAACUGUCCUGGGUCUGCCCAGUAGUGUAGUUGGGCCUUGUCAACCUUGCGGUUCUGAGACUGACUCUGCCGGACAACACUAUGUACAGGUUUGGCAAUCCCGUGCAUUUGGUGUACUUUGUAAAUAAGAAACAAGAAUGUGGCUUCAAAUGAACAAGGGUAAAAUAAAAGCCAUUAGGGCUGGCUGGCUAGCAUUAGCUUGCAGCUAGCUAACAUUGGACAGAAACCCGCUGCAGCAUCGGAGGUACUUUGAGUCUUUUGAUAUGGAGACCCUCUUGUUAUUUUUCGUCUUUUAUUUUUGGUCUUGUAACACAACUUGGGCAUUGUGAUCUAUUUUUGUUGCCACUGUGCAAUUAUACAUUGUUGAAGGGCUGCAGCUAUCAAAUAUUAUUAGAAUCUAAUAUUCUAUCGAUUAUUCAAGUUGAUUAAUCAAAUAAUCAGAUAAACGCUUACUUGACUUUAAAGUUUAUUCUUUAUUAACUGAUUACUGUUGUUCAUUUGGCAUUGUAUAAUGGUUAAACUGAACCAGAAAACAACAAUGAAGCAAUAUCACACCAGAGGGAGUGAUGUUGAACUCACAAGUGUUUUUGAAACUGCUACAUUAAGUAUUUGUGCCCUUCUCAAAUUAUUAUUUUUUGCAGUUUCUCCACUUUAAUGUUUAAGAUCAUCAAACAAAUGUAAAUAUCAGACAAAGAUAACACAAGUAAAUAUUAAAUGCAAAUUUUAAAUGGUGAUUUUUAUUUAUUAAGGAGAAAAGGGAACUAUUCAAAGCUACCUGGCCCUGUGUGAAAAGUAAUGCCCCCCUAAACCUAAUAACUGGUUGGCCCACCCUCAGCAGCAAUAACUGAAAUCAAGCAUUUUCAAUAACUGCCAAUGAGUCGUUCACAUCUCUGUGGAGAUGCUCGGCAACAAUGGAGGGUUUUCAAGCACAAACAGCCUUUUAAAGAAAAGGAUUCAAGUCCAUCAAGACUUUGAUGACGCCACUCCAAAACUUCUUUUUUUUUUUUAAAGCCACUCAGUUCACUUUCUUGUGUGUUUUGGAUUGUUGUCCUGCUGCAGAACCCUGCACGCCUCAGUUUGAGGUCACAAACAUUCAGGAUUUUCUGGUAAAGAGCAGAAUUCAGUGUUCCAUUAAUAACAGUCGUCCAGGUCCUUAUUGAGAAAAGCAGCCCCAGACCAUCACACUACUACCACCAUGUUUGACUGUUUGGUAAGAUGUUCUUUUUCUGAAAUACUGUGUUACAUUUACGCCAGAUGUAACAAGAUACACACAUUUCAAAAAGUUCAAUGUUCAUCUUGUCAGGCCAUAGAAUAUCCUUCCAAAAGUCUUGGGUAUCAUUCAGUUUUGUUUUUUUUCCCCCUACAGUAAGACAAUCCAUUCUUUUUCUUUCUUUUUGGUCAGCAAUGGUUUUUGCCUUGGAACUCUGGCAUGGAUGCCAUUGUUGUCCAGUCUCCUCUUUAUUAGGAUGCCUGCGCUUCUUUAGAUGUUGUCCUGGGUUCCUUUGUGACCUCCUGAAGGAUUCAUCGCUGUGCUAUUGGAAUCAUUUUUGUAGGCUGACCACUCCUGAGAAGGUUCACCACUGUUCCACGUUUUCUCCAUUUGAGGAUAAUGGCUUUCACUGUGGUUUGCUGGAGUCCUUAAGCUUCAGAAAUGGCUUUGUAACCCUUUUCAGUCAGAUGUCAAUUACUACUUAUUAUUUCUCAUCUCUUGUUGAGUUUGUUUGGAUCGUGGCAUUUUGUUACAGCUUUUUGAGAGCUUUUGGCCAACGUCAUUUGGUCAUUUAGGUUCUAUUUAAGUGAUUUAUGGAUUGAACAGGUCUGGAGGUAAUCAGAUUUGGGUGUGGUCAAUGAAAAUGAACUCCGCUUUCCAAAAAAUGUGAUUAGCCACAAUUAAUUCAUGAGUUAAUAAGGGGGGCAAUUACUUUCUUACACAGGGCCAGGUAGCUUUGAAUGGUUUGUUUCCCUUAAAGGAGGUAUGGGGUCCUAAUGGUCCAUAUUUCAUUAGCAAGUUGAUUUUGUGCAUUUUUUCCUUAAGAAAAUGAAACUGGCAGUCAUUUCCAAUAAUAUCAAUCUGUUUUGGAGCAAUUGAUGAAUAACAAAUUGCCUUUGAAAAUACCCCCCCCCCCCACACACACACACACACACACACAAAUACCUGUAUUUAUGCAUUUAUGCAUGUCUGUAUGAAUGUUAUGUAUGAAUGUGCAGCGUAUGUAUGUACAAACCCAAAUUCCAGUGAAGUUGGGAUGUUGUGUAAAACGCAAAUAAAAACUGAAUGCAAUGAUUUGCAAAUGCUUUUCAACCUAUAUU
Molecule: messenger RNA, 4455 nt
Organism: Phyllopteryx taeniolatus (common seadragon)
Lineage: Eukaryota; Metazoa; Chordata; Actinopteri; Syngnathiformes; Syngnathidae
Product: gastrula zinc finger protein XlCGF57.1-like
Exons: 2
Coding region: 295-1677 (460 amino acids)
Biological process (GO): regulation of transcription by RNA polymerase II
Molecular function (GO): DNA-binding transcription factor activity; RNA polymerase II cis-regulatory region sequence-specific DNA binding
Source: RefSeq, a predicted model, not a curated record